Messenger RNA from Dendroctonus ponderosae (mountain pine beetle), 825 nucleotides. RefSeq names its product leucine--tRNA ligase, cytoplasmic-like. The record is from RefSeq and is a predicted model, not a curated record. The transcript has 4 exons. Gene Ontology annotation, biological process: leucyl-tRNA aminoacylation. Bases 1 to 549 code for a protein of 182 amino acids. Gene Ontology annotation, molecular function: ATP binding; leucine-tRNA ligase activity; aminoacyl-tRNA deacylase activity. Lineage: Eukaryota; Metazoa; Arthropoda; Insecta; Coleoptera; Curculionidae.
AUGCGAAUUUGCACUGUGGAAGAUUUAAAUGCUUUUGGUAUCCAUGUGGACUGGAGACGAACUUUUAUUACAACCGCCGUAAACCCAUUCUACGAUUCAUUUGUAAGAUGGCAAUUCUUGAAGCUGAAAGAAAUGAACAAAAUCAAGUUUGGCAAAAGAUACACAAUCUUUUGCGAAAAGGACGGUCAGCCGUGCAUGGACCAUGACAGAUCAUCUGGAGAAGGAGUUGGUCCCCAAGAAUAUACACUUAUUAAGAUGGCAGUGCUUGAACCAUAUCCAGAAAAAUUAAAGGCAUAUUCCAAGAACCCAAUAUUUUUGGUAGCAGCUACUUUGAGGCCUGAAACGAUGUAUGGUCAGACCAACUGCUGGAUUCACCCAGAUAUGAAAUAUAUCGCCUUUGAGACGGAGAAAGAGGAAAUUUUCGUCAGCACUGCCCGGGCGGCGAGAAAUAUGGGCUUCCAAGGAUUUACCAAACUGGAAGGGAAAUACACCGUGCUGGUUGAACUGCUUGGCCAAGUGAGUGUCUAUAUUGGGUAUUAUAGAAAAUGAUUCUUCUAGAUUUGAUGCGAAAAAAAUUAUACAAACAUAGGCUUAUUCGAGUGUGUCUGCGUUAACACACGCUUUGUUAUCUUCUGUGUUUUCUGUUAUGUUAAAGUUUCGUAUUUCAACUGGCGGUUUCUCAAUAAGUGUACAUGUGGACGUAAAUUCCAAAAUAUUCAAUGCAACAAUUCGUCAAAAACGCAAUGACCAGAAAUAACAAAUGUAUGAUAAUACCAAAGCGCGUCUUUUACUGAAAGCCCCCUUGCGCGAAUGCGUAAUAUUUGA